AAAUAGUGAUUGAUAAACUAGCGGUAUAUUAUUUAUUAUUUAUGAUAAAUAUUUGACAAAUAUUACUAAUAAUUCAUACUUAUAGUUUUAUUCUCCUUGUAUUGGUGAUAAUUCUUAUAAUACACAUACAUACAUAAGCGAAAGUUUAUACGGGAUAUGAUAAAUAAAAAAAUAUGAAUCAACAGACUACAUUAAACAAGUAUUUUAAAAUAAAAGACAAUACAUUUAAAAAAAUGGAUACAAACCGGAAAAAGAAACAUAACUUAAGUAUAACUAGAACACCUGUAAAAUCGCCUAAAGUAACAAAUGAAAACAAAAAUGUGAUUGAUUUAAUUAGUGAUGAUGAUGAAGAAUCAAUAAGUUCUAAAACAUGUGAUCUUGAUCAGAGUCGGAAAAGCUCAUCUGAAUCAACAUUGGUCUACACACCUGAAAUGCUGCGAAAAUCCUCUGCAAUACAUUCAUCCUGUGAAGAUAUUUCAAAUAAGUCUUCACUCUCACCUGCCUCUGAGCACAAAUCUUCAAAUAAAUCAUCACCAAGUUUUCGUAGUCCAUCAACAAGUCGCAAAUACUAUUCGCCCACCAAAAAAAGAAGUAUUGCAGUUAGAACACCUACCAAAGCUAAAAGAAAUCUUUGUUAUACCCUAUCAAAAUGUGGUAGCGAAAAUAUUUUUAAUGAUGAGGAGUUCCUUCAAGCUUCGAAAGAUCUGGAUGACUCAACCAUUUUUCUGUUAAAAAUAAUUUACCAGUUUUUAUGUACCGAUAGCUUGAAACCACUCUUAGGAGAAAGUAGUUGUAAUCUCCUGUCGAGGGGAAUGCAAUUAAAAAAGCCUGGCAUGAGAUUAGUAUGUAGAUUGUAUUGGCAGCAGGAAGGAUGGCGUAGGUGGGAUAAAGUGAAGAAGAUCAUGAUUGGCAAACUAAAUUUUGAUGAUCCAACUGUACAUGAAGCAAUUAACUCUCUUAUAGAAAGUGGAUAUAUUUCUGUAGCAAAUAUUAAUAAUGGUGAAAAAAUUGAUUUUGAUGAGUUGGUAAAAAUGCUUAAGCUGGAUGAAUUGAAGUUAAUGUGCAAAGAGUUUAAAAUUAAAACUACAAAGAAAGAGGAUGCUGCGCAGUCAUUGAAAAAUUUUUGCAAUAAGAAAACAAAUAUAACAAAUUACUUUGUUGGUAGUAAAAGCACAAAUGAAACUCGAGUUUUGAAUUUACUGCGCUCCAAAGUAGGUCCAUGUUAUAAACUGAAAGAUGAGGCUCGGAACACACUUAAGGAGCUCUAUAUUCUCAUGUACCUUGGAAUAGAUUAUAGUAUAAUAAAAGAAAAGAGACUAGAAUUAAUGCUUCUCAAUGAUAAAUCUAAUAGGGAGACUUAUCCCAUUGAUAAAGAUAUGGAAGUUGAUAAUGCAAGUUUAGUAUUCAAAAAUAGAGAACAAUUUUUAAGUUACAUUAAUGCUGGUUCAUUAUAUGAAGAUAUCGAGGAAGCUACUGAGCUGUCUAAGAAGUGUGAAAAGAUUAAACAAGUCUAUGAUCUUUACAACAAAAUAAGCAAAGAAGAUAUGAUGAAUUACAUCUCGCUACCGGUGUGGCUCCGCCGGUACACACCGGCAUACAUAUAUGUGAAAAUUAUGGAAGCUGGAAUUCAGGAAUUGAAAAAAUCAAAGGUCGAAAUCAACAUAGUUUUAGCUGUCGACAUACUAUCGACACUAUUAAAGCAAACCGCCUUCAGACAACACAAGAGAGCGGAAUGGUAUUCGGAGAAGGCGCUCAUCCUCGACAAAUUAUUGUCUCUUCCUGAGAAGGCAGCUGAAGUACUAUUGGAAGGUUUCAACUCGAACAUUCCAGAAAUGUAUCUAGAUUCCAUGCGACCUCGAGCUAAAUUGUUAGCGAAACGACAGACAUGUUCCAUAAGCUCGGCUUUAAAGGUUCAGCUACUUGCACGAGCGGAAAAAUAUGAUAUACUGGAGAAGAAUAUAAAAGCGGUGCACAUUUACAAACAGCCAAUGUAUGAUGGUGGUAGAGGGAAAAUUAAAUUCGAGACGCGCACCGCCGACGGUCUGCUGGUGCACGAAGCUGAGGAGUAUUGCAUGUACUGCUACAUUAAGGAUGGAAAAUACACACACGGUGGUCACUGGGAAGGCAGGAUAGUGACAACAAUAUUCUUCCUGUUAUUCUGGGAUAUAAUAUACGCACCGCUGAAAGGUGUUCGUGGGAUUUUCUUGUCCCACUACCAGACUUACCCCCUGGACAUGUUCUGCGAAGAUUUCUACAACAACAGGAAAGCGUUGAUCGAUGAAAGACUUAAAGAAAUAGAGGAGUCCACGGCUGAAGAAAUUUUGAGUAAAAUUCAAACUGCUUGGGAGAGUAGACCGGAAUCGGAGCUGUCGGGCGUGUGUCGCGCGGUGAGCUGCGCGAGUGUGUGUGCGGUGGCCGCGCGCCUGUGUGCGCCGCGCGUGGCGCGCGUGUGUGCGCGGCUGGCGGCGCACUACGCGCACGCGAGCGCCGGCUUCCCCGACCUCACGCUGUGGAACGAGCGCUCCGCCGAGAUUGCAUUCGUGGAGGUGAAGACCGACUCGGACAAGCCGUCCAUGAAGCAGAUACAGUGGAUGCACUAUAUGAAGCAGCACGGCAUCAACACCGAGUUCUGCUACGUCGGCGUCAACACCACCAGGGCCAGGUCCAGAAACACGCAGGAGCUGGAAGAAGACUAGUUAAGCCGAAAAGACUAGUUAAGCCGAAAUAUUAAAAAUGGUUAUGUACUACUAAAUAAACCACUGGUGUUCAUAAUAUUAUUAUAUAUAUAAAUUCAUAAUAGGAAAGGCAGACUAGCAACUGGCUUACAUGAUGGUAGGUGGUCACCACUGCACAUACCUGAGAUCUAAGAUGUAUUUUUUGCUAGUGUAAGGGCUUGUCUAUAAUGAAAAAUAUUAUUAUAUUUCUAAAGAAAACUGGCGUUCAUAUCAAAACACUUCUAAUAAUGUUUAUGUUAAAUAAACUAAAAUUUAUUUGCAUUUUAAUAAUUUGUUUAAGAUAAGUGUUUAAGAAGAUUAUGAUUGAAUAAUAGAAAUUAAGCUAAUAGUGAUUAACAUUUUUAAUCAAUGCAUAACUACAGAGUCAAUUUAAAAGAAAAUAUAACAGCGAUGUUUGAAAAAUUUAAUUUAAUGAAUGUUAUAACAUUAUGUUACUUACAUAAUAACUGUGUUAAAAGUAAGAAAUUAAAAAAUUUCAACAUAUUUUUUGAAGCAAAAAAUGUGAUUUUUGCUCAUGUUCUACGAAAUUAAUUUCAUGUAAUUUUAAAUGUAAAUCAUUUGUUUUUAUAUAUAAUUGAGAAAUGACCUAAAAACUAAAUAUUUGUGUGUUUGUUUAGUUUAUAAAAUUAGAAGCUGUGACAGAAUUAAAAUUAUAUUUUUGAUACUAGCAGUAAGAUUAGAUGAUAAUAUAUUACUAAUUCGCUUUUAGCCACCGUUAAUGAUAAUCCAUUUCCGAUGUUAUCGAAUUUAUCUUAAUCUUAAUUGUGCAUAGAUACCAUAUAAAUUCCAGCUUGAAUAUAUUCCAUAUUAUCAACAAAAUGUUAACAAUAUAUUUUAUAUAUAUAAAAUAAUUGUCUUUAAUGACCAAUACUAUUAUUUAUUAUUAUUAUUAAAUUUACAUUAUUAAUUUUUAUUAUUUUAGUCAAAUUUAAAAUAAUCCCUCCCGAUUCCCACCCGACACAAAGCUGCCCAUAAUGCAGGCUGCAUUUCCGCGCUGUAUGGCAAUGGACAACCUUUGUGCCAAGUGAGACCCGGAGCGACUGUCAAUUAAAUAUCAAAUAUUACUAAUUAUGAUUUUAUUUCUUGAUUUCAAAAAUGGUGCUGUGAGGUAGAAAUUGAAGUUUAUGCUAAUUGUCUCUUAUUAUAUUCUAUUUUGUAUGUGUUCUGGUUAGUAUAUUUUGUUUAGAAAUAAAAUGUUAUUGAAAU
Nymphalis io (European peacock) is the source of this 3941-nucleotide messenger RNA. RefSeq names its product fanconi-associated nuclease 1-like. Gene Ontology annotation, molecular function: 5'-3' exonuclease activity; 5'-flap endonuclease activity; flap-structured DNA binding. Lineage: Eukaryota; Metazoa; Arthropoda; Insecta; Lepidoptera; Nymphalidae. Gene Ontology annotation, biological process: interstrand cross-link repair. Gene Ontology annotation, cellular component: nucleus. The transcript has 11 exons. Bases 174 to 2696 code for a protein of 840 amino acids. The record is from RefSeq and is a predicted model, not a curated record.